CUGCCAUUUCUGGUGCGUGACGAUUAUGCUCCUCCGGCAUGUUCGGCAAUCAGUCAUAGGAUCAGUUUUUUGAGUUUAGGGAUUUCGGGGUGGGAUGGGCUUGGGUGGGGAGCUUUUCCUUGUUUUGUCACCAUUCCACUCUAUAUAAUUUGUUUUUAAUGUUAGCGUCGGUGAUCAGUUGAAGAUUCAGUAGAAGAGGACCGCUGAAGAGCCGCCAUGCCCGGCGGGCGGGGCCGCGGCUGGAGCUUUCCCCGCCACUGGAUCGGGGGCCACCGCCGAGGUGUGUCUCCCGGCCCCGUGGGUCCCGUGCCGGUGCUGAUCGUAUCGGCCCCCUCCUGGCACAGCACGGCCCCGGCGACGGGAACCUCGGUGAUCAUCCUGCCGGCUAUCCAGGGCAGCGCGGCGUCGGUGGUCGAUGACGCCGCGGACACGGGGCCCUCUCAGACGGUCGACCUCAGCAGCUCCCCGCAGUCCUCAUCGUCAGACUCGAUCGGGCCGGGACCGGGGCCGGAACCGGAGCCGCAGCAGCCGGAGCCGCAGCCGGACGGUCCGACAGAGCCGCUGCCGCCGCCCGCACCACCCGCCUGCCCGGAGACCCUGGACACCAAUUCGUUGGCUGCGCCGGCGCCGACCGACUCCGGCCGCGGCUCCCGUCUGUCGGUGAUCACCGUGUCAGCCCCCGUACAGUGUGUCUGCGCGUUCGUGGCCGCACGCGCCCGCCGCCACUGCGCAGAGUGUCGCCGCCGACGCUGCGAUUUUGCCGCCUCCAAGACAGUGGGCUACUGCGGCCUACCGACGCUCGUGGUGGCCUGGGGAGCGUUUUGGGUGCUGAUCAUACUCGCGCUGGGAGGGGUGCUGAACGUGUCAGCGCCGACCGGCGGCUGAGGGACGGACAGCUGGAGAUGUGUCAGCGACUCAGGUGGCCUGCUGCGAUGUCAGCGCUGACCGGCGAUUGAGGCAGUCCGCUGAGCGUGUCGGCAAGUCAGACUCAGGUGGCCUGCUGCGAUGUCAGCGCUGACCGGCGACUGAGGCAGUCUGCUGAGCGUGUCGGCAAGUCAGACUUCUGAUCGUUCAAGCGCUGACCGGCAUCGGAGACGGUAUGUCGAGAGCGUUGCUAGCAUCACAUGGGAACCGAUAGGUGCACCGAUAGGCAAUCGCGGGGCUCGGCCUCGCGAUCUAGUAGGCAGAAUGGUGCCGUUAGGCGUCUGGGCUGGUGUUUGGGAUAAGCUGUAAGAUUGUGGGCUGGUGCGCCCCUAGGAUCGGCACUCCAUAUUUGUCCAGCAUGGGGCUUAGGAACAGGCACGGCGCAGGACUUCUGGUAGCUGUGGAUGGGCAACAUUUUUAACCCCUUUUGUUUUCAUUUUGAGACUUUAAUAAGCAGGUACUGUGUCGGAUUCACAAUGAAUGACAAUGAAACGCA
Molecule: messenger RNA, 1420 nt
Organism: Amphibalanus amphitrite
Lineage: Eukaryota; Metazoa; Arthropoda; Thecostraca; Balanomorpha; Balanidae
Product: vegetative cell wall protein gp1-like
Exons: 3
Coding region: 217-885 (222 amino acids)
Source: RefSeq, a predicted model, not a curated record